Messenger RNA from Syngnathoides biaculeatus (alligator pipefish), 1002 nucleotides. It is a transcript of the gene hspb1, whose product is annotated as heat shock protein, alpha-crystallin-related, 1. The transcript has 3 exons. NCBI's taxonomy places the organism in Eukaryota, Metazoa, Chordata, Actinopteri, Syngnathiformes, Syngnathidae. Bases 89 to 667 code for a protein of 192 amino acids. Gene Ontology annotation, molecular function: protein folding chaperone. The record is from RefSeq and is a predicted model, not a curated record. Gene Ontology annotation, biological process: response to heat; protein refolding.
UGUCAGCGUUCAAAUAUAUAUACAAGGUGGUAAGCAUUUUGGGGGAACUUCGCUGAGGCCAAAGUGUAGUAGCAGCUCUCCUUCCAUCAUGGCAGAAAGACGAAUUCCUUUCACUCUCCUCCGCACCCCGAGCUGGGACCCCUUCCGCGACUGGCAUCCCACCAGCCGCAUUUUCGACCAGACCUUCGGCAUGCCUGCCCCAGCGGAUGACAUCGCAUCGUAUCCCUGGACCCACUGGCCCGGCUACAUCCGGCCCGAGAUGGCUUCCGUGAUGUACCCGGGAGCUGUGAUGGCCCAGCAGGCUCGCGCCCUGUCCCGCCAGAUGAGCACGGGAAUGUCGGAGAUCAAGCAGACCCAAGACAACUGGAAGGUGUCUCUGGACGUCAACCACUUCUCACCAGAGGAGCUGGUGGUCAAGACCAAGGAUGGCGUGGUGGAAAUCACUGGAAAGCACGAGGAACGAAAAGAUGAACAUGGUUUUGUGUCCAGAUGUUUCACAAGGAAAUACACCCUCCCAUCCAGCGCCAACGUGGAAAAGGUCACGUCCUCGCUAUCUCCCGACGGCGUGUUGACCGUGGAGGCCCCGCUCGCCAAGCCGGCCAUCGAGGCCGCGGAGACCACAGUACCCGUCACCGUGGAUGGCAAAAGUGGCGUGGUGAAGAAAUAGGAGGCUCGCACGCAAACAUACGUUCAAACAAGCUUUCAGAGCCGACGUAGGGAAAACAGAGACCUUCACGUCUGAGUUAAGCCAGGCCGGCGUUGCCUCCACAGCACAUGUGUGUCUUCUCUUUGUUCUCCUCAUUUUAGUCUCUUUGUUCGGUCUUCCUCACUUCUGCUGAGCACAUCGCAGUCUGGCGCUGGCUGGAGUGAAAAUCUCCAACAGGAUGCACUUCAGUACCCCAAAGAGCACAACGACGCGUUGUUAGAGUCUGCAACUACACUGUUUUCAUCCACAGUUGAUCGAGAAAUGUCAACAGAGAAUAAAGAUGAAAAAUGGCAUAC